This is a messenger RNA of Physella acuta, 654 nucleotides long. Its product is annotated as putative transmembrane protein DDB_G0289901. NCBI's taxonomy places the organism in Eukaryota, Metazoa, Mollusca, Gastropoda, Physidae. The record is from RefSeq and is a predicted model, not a curated record.
AUGGAGCAGUGGCACGGUGGAGCAGUGGCACGGUGGAGCAGUGGCACGGUGGAGGAGUGGCAAGGUGGAGCAGUGACAAGGUGGAGCAAUGUCACGGUGGAGCAGUGGCAAGGUGGAGCAUUGGCAAAGUGGAGCAGUGACAAGGUGGAGCAGUGGCAAGGUGGAGCAGUGGCAAGGUGGAGCAGUGGCAAGGUGGAGCAGUGUGGCAAAGUGGAGCAGUGGCAAGGUGUAACAGUGGCACGUUGGAGCAUUAGCACGGUGGAGCAUUGGCACGGUGGAGCAUUGGCAAAGUGGAGCAGUGGCAAGGUGGAGCAGUGGCAAGGUGGAGCAUUAGCAAAGUGGAGCAGUGGCAAGGUGGAGCAGUGGCAAGGUGGAGCAUUAGCAAAGUGGAGCAGUGGCAAGGUGGAGCAGUGGCAAAGUGGAGCAGUGGCAAGGUGUAACAGUGGCACGUUGGAGCAUUGGCACGGUGGAGCAUUGGCACGGUGGAGCAUUGGCAAAGUAGAGCAGUGGCAAGGUGGAGCAGUGGCACGGUGGAGCAUUGGCACGGUGGAGCAGGGCCAAUGUGAAGCAGUAGGUACAUGGAGCAGUGGCGAGGGGAGCAGUGGCAAAGUGGAGCAGUGGCAAGGUGGAGCAUUGGCAAGGUGGAGGAUUUGA